Molecule: messenger RNA, 2790 nt
Organism: Syzygium oleosum
Lineage: Eukaryota; Viridiplantae; Streptophyta; Magnoliopsida; Myrtales; Myrtaceae
Product: protein NTM1-like 9
Exons: 6
Coding region: 9-1535 (508 amino acids)
Biological process (GO): regulation of DNA-templated transcription
Molecular function (GO): DNA binding
Source: RefSeq, a predicted model, not a curated record
CUCUGGCGAUGGCGGUCUUGCCUCUCGAUUCUCUCCCGCUGGGGUUCAGGUUCCGACCCACCGACCAGGAGCUGGUCGAUCACUACCUGCGGCUGAAGAUCAAUGGGCGGGACAGGGAGGUGAGGGUGAUCAGAGAAAUCGACGUCUGCAGAGUGGAGCCCUGGGACUUGCCCGGUUUUUCGGCUAUACAGACAAAGGAUCCAGAAUGGUUCUUCUUCUGUCCGAGGGACAGGAAGUACCCGAAUGGGCAUCGGCUUAACCGCGCAACAAGAGCUGGUUACUGGAAAGCGACGGGGAAGGACCGGAAGAUAAAAUUGGGAGGAAAUUUGAUUGGGAUGAAGAAGACUCUGGUCUUUUACACCGGCCGUGCUCCCAGGGGGAGCAGGACCUUUUGGGUGAUGCAUGAAUACCGAACAACUUUAGAAGAGCUGGAUGGUAAUCAUCCCGGACAGGGUGCAUUUGUUCUGUGCCGUCUGUUCAGGAAGCAAGAUGAGACUCUUGAGGGCUCAACUUGUGAUGCUGCAGAACCAGCAGUUACUUCUCCAGCAGCCAGAUCUUCACCUGAUGAUACUGAGUCAGAGUUAGUGAUAGCUCAAGAUGGACCAUCUGUUGCGACACACGAUGAACCGCCAGAUGAAGAUCAUGAUUCAGAACAACACCAGUGUGUGCAUUUAAAGAAUAAUGUGGUGGAUUUGCCACAAGGCAGUGAUUUGAACUUGCUUGGAGAUCCAACGAUGGAGCUUUCUCUCCCACCAUUACCGUGGCCGGUGAAAGAAGAGCUGGAAACUCCCUACAUGCCUGAGGUUACGAAUGAUAUUAGCAUUAACGAAACUGGUUCGCGGCUUCAGACUGACAAGGAAAUAUCCGACUUCUUGGACUCGAUAUUCAAUGCCGACUAUGACGGCUCUUGUGAUGGGAGUGGUCAGCGUAAUUUGGAUUUUGGCAGCGGGCCUGUAGGCGAGGACAAUUUGUUAUACAAUGAACUACUUAACGAAGCGACUGAAAGACAGAUUGGAUCUCAAUUAGAGUGGGAUAAAGCAAACGUUUAUGGGAGAGACGCGUUACAAAUGGGAAUGGCUCCUGGAAACUUCCAAAUGGGGGUCCCUGAGUCUAAUGUUGGUCAGGACUAUAUUGUAGAAGCUUCAAUGCUUGGAGUCUCUUAUGGGGAAGAACUAAUUUUUCAAUCUGAUGCGAAUCCAAAUAGCAUUCACCUUCAAGGCCCGGGCACUAGUUCAACCGCUUUUCAGAGCGGUGACACUUCUGGAACUGGAAUCAGGAUAAGGCCUCGUUCUUCACAAAAUUUGCAACCUCAGUUUGAUUAUGGAAAACAAGGUUCCGCACCAAGAAGGUUACGUAUACAGUGUAAACUUCAAAUUGGUCCAGUAAGCUGCAGUAGGAAGUCGAGUGAUUUUAUGUCUGGUGAUGAAGUUAAAAAAUCCAAGUCCGUUAAUGCAGAGCACUCUGCACAACAUGUCAAAUGGCAUUUCUGCCCCCCCACGCCCGUGCAUGAAGGAGGGGAAAUUGUGAGAGGUUAAAAGGAAGCUCAGCUUUUAUGUGAGGAAGCCAUACAUUUGCAGCUAGUUUAGCCCGAGGACUUUGGAAAGCACAGGAGUUCUGUCGCUUGGAGGAAUCAGAAACUUGAAGAAGAUAGUCUGCUGGAUUUAGCUUUAGCUUUUUUGUGGGUCAUGGUGAUGUUAUUUUGGGUUAAAAAAGUAGUCUUGGAGGUUGAUUCUCAGUCCAUUCCUGGUUAAGGCAACCGAGCCGCCGGAUGUCGUGGCUUUCAAGCGAGGUCUAUACUUAUUUCGACAGUUCUCGAUUGACAACAGAGAUCGGUGGUUUGGUGUAUGAAGCAAAUGGUUAACGUGGUACGUGUAAUCAUAAUUUGCUCUGAGAAGAGAAAUGGCGUUCAACGACUCCAUACUUUCUUCAAGCUCACUCGGCUACGAUGCACAGGAGGAAUUUGCUUUCAUAUAUGCAGAGUGGGACACAAGUGAGAGACCCCCUUGCAUUCAUACAUUGAACCAAAGGAAUGAUUCCUUAACGUGCUCAAAAAGCCAUUUUGAGAUUGCAAAUCUCGGAUCCUCGCACGAAUGGACCCACCCCAUACCAAACGAAUAUCCCUGCCCCACCUUCUGUUUCGGUCAAGAGAUCCUUAUCAAUGACCCAUGAUGCAUCCUCGAGUUUUCAUUGAUCUCCUAAAGCAAAAAAGCUUCUCGUUUUUCCCCCCCUUUUUCUUUUGGUGUAUGGCCUAGCAGAAGAAGCAGCAUCCCUGAAAUGAUGUAUUCUGUGCUUAUGCGCUCUUCACAUAUAGAGUACAGCUCUCGAAUUCCUAUCUAUGAAGAAACAGUGGCAUCCUCACAACAUACAGUAGAUAGAAAGCUACCUUCGCGAGUUUGUCGCUCAAUCCGCGGAUGAUCAAUUGGCGUCUCACGACUUCUCGGCAUUUCAAUUGUAAUUUUUACUCUUAAUCUAGAAGGAUGUUUUUGGUUAACCCAUUAAUUUGAUGUAUGAUUCAAGCGCCUAUUCAUAGGAGAAAUCUCUAACUCGAUCAUGUUCAUUUACGUUGACUGAAUAGAUAUAUACUCUUUGUCAAUCAUUCCAGUCACUAGGUUCAUCAGUACCAUUAUCAGGAGUACCCCAGAGAAAAGAGAGGCAUUAAUCACUUCCCUUGUGCCUACGACAAUAGGGAGAAUUACCAAAAAAAUUAUAAAUUUAUUGUAAUUAUACUAAUUCAAUUCUGAACUUUAUUUUUUGGCUAAUUGAGUCUUAAAUCGUUUGUUUUUAUGCCAA